Molecule: messenger RNA, 1408 nt
Organism: Puntigrus tetrazona (Sumatra barb)
Lineage: Eukaryota; Metazoa; Chordata; Actinopteri; Cypriniformes; Cyprinidae
Gene: epdr1
Product: ependymin related 1
Exons: 3
Coding region: 340-984 (214 amino acids)
Biological process (GO): cell-matrix adhesion
Cellular component (GO): lysosome; extracellular region
Molecular function (GO): calcium ion binding
Source: RefSeq, a predicted model, not a curated record
AACAAAUGAUACGUUUUAGUAUUUUAAUUUUUAAUAAAUUAUGUGUUAUUGUUAGGAAUACGUGUUAGUGAUCAAAAAGCCCUCGUGAUAUUUUUUCAGCUGGCGGAGAAAUAAUUAAAUAGGUUUGUCGUGCGAUUGGGUACAUCUGACCAAUCAGUGUUUCCGACGUGUUUGCGACAUGGAUGCUGCUAUAUUUUGUCGCUUUUGGAUGAGGCACCAGCGCAGUCGAGCGCAGACGCUUUUUGGGGGGGUGAAAAAAAAUCCUCUUGUUCACCGACAGGCCUUGAAUAUUAUAUAUGAAUACUUAAAUCUCAUGCAGCUAGAGCUUUACCGGCAGACAUGUCAGGCUUUGUUGUUUUUGCACUAGCGCUCUCAUUAUCUGCGAUGCUGCCUUGUCUGGGCUCUCCUCCGCGUCCAGGAGCUGCAGCGCCGAAGCCCUGUCCGGCGCCGUUACAGUGGGAGGGUCGCACCGUCGAGUACGAUCACGGCACCGGACGAAACACACGGGCGGCGGUCUCCUACGACGCGCAGAAUCAGAGAGUUAGGGUCCUGGAGCAGAAGACGGGACACACACCAUGUAAGAAGUUCUUUGAGUACAUCUACUUAUUCAAAAGUGGAGUGCUGUUCCAAAUUGAGGAGAUUACUAAGCAGUGUGCAAAGAUCGCUCUGACGGAGGCCUGGGACCCGUAUGACAUUCCCCUGAACUCCACGUACGAGGACCAGUACUUCAUUGGAGGACCCGGAGACAUGAUCGAGGUCCAAGAGUGGUCUGAUCGGAAACCAGCUCGCAAAAAUGAAGCUUGGGUUGGCGUGUACACCCUGAAGGACUGCUAUCCCGUACAGGAGACAUACGCCAAAAACAGCAGCGUGACCACAUCCACUCGCUUCUUCGACCUUCAGCUGGGCAUUAGUGACCCGGGGGUGUUCGACCCACCCAGUACCUGCCAGUCGGCUCUGACUGAGAAGAUGACGUCCGACUGCUGAAGACACGGCUUGGCUUUACAUGCACAAUAUACAUUAACCACGAUACAGUAGGCUUACAUAAACGGCUUCUAAAUAAAUGACAGUAAAAGAGCACAUGAAAUGAGCGCAGGUACUGUUAAAUAUAAUCCGCUUUGAAAUGAUCAAUGUUUUAAGUUUAGUAGUUCUUGUUGAUUUAUGGUGUGAAGUGUGCCUCAUUUUAUUAAAGCCUCAUUUUUAAUAUGCCACAUUUUGGGCAAAUUACCACUGUGUGUUGUGCUGGUCUAGGAUGGACUGAUGUGGUGCUUGAUUUUUCGUUUGACAGUCAAUAUUCUGUUUGUCUGAUCAUUGUUUUAUUUAUCAUUUUAGACGAUUCACAGUGUGGACGCUUACAGUUUAAGUUACAGAAACCUCUGGAAUUGUGAUUUCAAUAAAAUGGUUUACCUCA